Molecule: messenger RNA, 1743 nt
Organism: Candida dubliniensis CD36
Lineage: Eukaryota; Fungi; Ascomycota; Pichiomycetes; Serinales; Debaryomycetaceae
Exons: 1
Coding region: 1-1743 (580 amino acids)
Source: RefSeq, a predicted model, not a curated record
AUGAGUGGGAAUUCUCAUAGCACGAGACUUUCAUCUAACAGACCCACAGCAAAACGGUCUCCUUCCAUUCUUGUUACUGAUGUCAGAAGCGAUAAAGUCAAAGGGGCAAGAGCUCCAUUUGCUGGUCAAAGCUACAAAAAGCAACAGCAACAGUUACAACAACAUUCCAAUUACAGCUUCCAACAACUGCAGCAUCUCAAUGCUUUACAACUGCGAUUCAAAAAUAAAUAUACUGAUAUUUCAGUAGACAAAUUAUUAAGCAAGUCAAGUGAUAUUCCUUCCGGGUUGAGUAGAUUACCCCCUCGAUUAACCAGGCAAAGCUAUGGUAGUUCUUCAUCUUCGCCGCCACCACCCAUUCAAGGCUCAUAUGCAGCAGAACCAAGAAGAAAUAUAAGAAGCAUCCCCAAACUUUCUCAAUCACUACCAUCAAGAACGUCGAAAACGUCCCAGAAAUUGGUUUUGAUUCCUGAUCACCAAAGACUGCCUUCACCCCCAACGUCUUCUGCACACGAGACAGCCAGCGCUGAAUUACAAGCACAAAUGAUGCGCUCAAGAGCAGAGUUGAUGCCAAAGGAAAAACGAGCUGAAGAGUUUAGCCGAAUGACCGCUUAUUUUAUAUGUGAAGAAUUCAACUUAACCGAGGUAGCAAAGUUUUUGCGUAAAAAGCAUGAAGUGAAACCAAGGCUAUAUGACGAGGCAUUAUACGUACCUUAUGCACUCCCCUUAUUACCAGGAAGUGAUGGUGUCCGAGUUAAAUCAAAUAAUACCGCAAAACUAUUAGCCAAAAACAAAUACAUGGAGACAAUGAUCAACAAAAACGAACAGAAAACUCAUCUCUACGAAUACUAUUCUGGCGUAGAAACACCCGAAGACGCAAAUAAUUACUCCAUGGAUCCGGAAUUCGAAAAUGUCGAUAGCAAUACACCCUUUGAACCGUCAGAACCUCAAUAUUUUGCUCCCCCUUUAGAAACUAGCAGGGCUAGUGAAGACAAUGAAAGUACCAACAGCAAAAAGAAUGUCCCGGGUUCUACGUCUGCUUCUGUCCAGGACGUGUCCAAGCACCAUGCAGAAAUGUUUGUUUUUGAAUUUGGUGUUAUUGUGUUUUGGAAUUUCUCAGAAAUCCAUGAAAAGAAUAUUCUUGCAGAUUUAGCCUUUUCAGACAAAGACUUGCUAAUCAACCCCAUUGAUGAACAAGAUAUUGAGACCGAGGAAUUCCAUUAUGAAUAUGAUCAUCAGAUCCUUCGUCCAAGGAUUUAUAACGACAUGAUAACUUUGAGAAGCGCCGACCAUUUGAUCAAGCUUACCAUGUCAUAUGCCAUAGCACAACUGACAAAGUUGGAACUCUUUGAGACAAGAAUCGUGAAAACCUUACAUGUCAUUUCAAAACUUCCAAAAAAACUUGCACUUUCAGGGAAAAUUGGAAUAGAUCAUGUGAAAUUAGUUAAAAAGAAGGGUAAACUACUCAAAAUUAGAGUAGAUAUCAAUUUGUCAAGUUCAAUUUUGGACACACCAGAAUUCUUUUGGUCAAUGGAGCCAGCAUUGCAUCCGUUAUAUAAUGGCGUAAGAGAAUAUUUGGAACUCGAUCAACGUGUACAAGUCUUGAAUGACCGUCUUCAAGUCUUCCUAGAAUUUAUUGAGUAUGUGGAUGAGAAAAGCUCUAGUCGAAUAACCUGGAUGAUUAUUGCCAUCAUCACACUCAGUUUGCUGGUUAGUUUAUUUGAACUUUCUCUCAAUCUUUUCUAG